AAAAGGAGAAUCAUUCGUAAGAAAAUGGCACACUAAAUACAGUUGUUUAAAAUCAGAUAUUUGAAAUUUUCAUUCUGGAAAAUUGUGGUGGGCACACUAGAAUUUGAUGAUCUGUUGUCUAUCCUCAUCUUGAGAAAAGAUACAUUUUCUAACUGCCUGGUUAGGUUUUAAGCAUGCUGUUAAAUGUGAAUUGCAGGAAGACUAAUAUGUACUUUCUUUGUAAGAUUGGAAUUAUCGGUGGAACUGGCCUGGAUGAUCCAGAUAUCUUAGAAGGAAGAACAGAAAAGUAUGUUGACACUCCUUAUGGCAAGCCAUCAGAUGCUCUGAUUUUGGGAAAGAUCAAAAAUGUGGACUGUGUGCUCUUGGCAAGGCAUGGAAGGCAUCAUACAAUUAUGCCAUCAAACGUCAAUUACCGUGCCAAUAUCUGGGCAUUAAAAGAAGAAAAUUGUUCCCAUGUAUUAGUGACUACUGCCUGUGGUUCAUUACGAGAGGAAAUACAACCUGGUGAUCUUGUCAUAAUUGACCAGUUCAUUGACAGGACAACUAAAAGACAUUGUACUUUAUAUGAUGGGCAGCAUUCCACUCUCUCAGGAGUAUGUCAUAUUCCAAUGGCUGAGCCUUUCUGCACCAAAACCAGAGAGGUUCUUAUUGAGACUGCCAAGAAGCUGGGGCUCCAGUGUCACUCCAAGGGGACAAUGAUCACAAUUGAAGGCCCACGUUUCAGCUCUCGAGCAGAAAGCUGUAUGUUUCGCAGUUGGGGAGCUGAUGUUAUCAACAUGACUACAGUGCCUGAAGUGAUUCUUGCAAAGGAAGCUGGAAUGAGUUAUGCUAGUAUUGCCAUGGCAACAGAUUAUGACUGCUGGAAGGAACAUGAAGAAGCUGUUUCAGUGGAUAAAGUUUUAAAGACACUGAAAGGGAAUGCAAAUAAGGCUACAAGCAUACUCCUUACUGCCAUACCUCAGAUAGGCUCCAUGGAAUGGACCAGCAUCCUGCACACUCUGAAAACAACGGUGCAAUGUUCGGUCAUCCUGCCAAAGCAGUAACAACCUGGAUGAACCUUGAAGUUUCAGUGCUUUCAAGGAAGAGUGGAUCACUUUCAAACUUUCAGAGGUCAUAAUAUCUUCAACAGUUGUUACAAGCUUAAAAGAAUGGACUAAACUGACUAAGCAAAAAGAAUUGACUGAUGAUCAUGUGUAAGGCUGCUGUUAAAAUCUUUGUAGGUUUGAUAAGAUGGUAAAAAUUAGAUUUUGAGUAUGUUUUCAACUAUAAAUAGCCCUACUGACAAACUGUAUCCGACAAAGAAAAAAAAAUCACUAUGCUUUAUUCAGUGGUACCUUUUAACUGAUGGUAGAAAGGAAAGUCUAAGUAAUAUUGUUGUUGCAGUUUCAUAAAAUAAGGUCUAAGAAAGCAGAUUCACAGGCUAUUUGUGUUGCUGUUUCUACCUCCCAUCUUUUUCUUCAACAAGGCACAUGGUUACAGUUCACUUCAGAAACAUAACAGAAAAACUGAACAAACAAUUUCAAAUUAAAAUUAUACUAUUUUUAUACAUUAUCCAUAUUUUUUAUUCCAGUGAUUUUUUAAAGCAGUGUAUUUGUUUUGUGUGCUAGAAGACCUGGUGGUUCUGUCACAUCAGCAGUUCUGUUAUGAGUUAGUGUUGGGGACUAAAGUAAUACCUAAACCAAAUUCAUGCCUGAGGAUGUACUUACAUGACUUCCAGAACUGUACAGAAAAAUUGCUUUGCUGACAGUGUCCCAAACAUACCCAUUUUCCGCUUUAUUGAACAGCUCCAAUUUUAGUUCCUGUAUUAAAUGAUGAAUGUGCUCUAGUGGUUUGAAUGUAUGCAUUUCAAUUUUUUAAUACAGUUCUAUUUUAAUAAAAUAACCUGCUAUUUCUUGUCUAGUAAAUAAAAUGAAUGAAAUGUA
Molecule: messenger RNA, 1922 nt
Organism: Taeniopygia guttata (zebra finch)
Lineage: Eukaryota; Metazoa; Chordata; Aves; Passeriformes; Estrildidae
Source: RefSeq, a predicted model, not a curated record